AUGUCUGCAGCCCAGCGUGGUCUGCUCAACGAUGACUACGAUGAGACGUUCACCGACGACAGGGCCAUGAAUGAGCCUGAUUCUGACGGCAACUUCACAGACCCGAUGUCAGACACUGACAGACCCGAUGUUCGUCCGACAAAGAAGCAGCGCCUAGGAGUCACGACCCAAACAAAGGUGCCAGUCACGAAGGGCAAAAAGGUUGCGGAGGCAAAACGAGUCACUCGAAACCGAAUCCCAAUGUUCUACAGAAGCGACAAGCACAAUUACUUCACAGCAGCAUGGUGGAAUGAAGUCUCGCGCAAGGAUGAAUUCUGGAAAGACUUCGAAAAGAAGGUCCCGGAGUCAGUCCUUCGAUCCCGUCUACAAAUCAGGAUCAACACUGGCAUCCCAGCACCGCAAAGUCCUAUCAAGCACCAGGUCGUUGCACCAGCGAAAAGUCGAAGCAAUUACACAGACCUCGGAGCUGAGCAGGAGGAGGCAGAGGAUGAGCAUGAAGAAUCGCCCACUGAACGGACGUUGAGGUCAUCCGCGAGGGAACCACAGCCAGCACCGGCAGCUGUCAUAGGUCCAUCUGGCCCUAUGAAGCUGGAACGCAGAACGUCCUCGACAGUCAUGGACUUCCCAGCAGAGGAGUCAAAGACCAGGUCUGUGGCAGGCGCCGUCAAUAACGACAUAGGUGAGAUGGUUGCUCGAGCAUUUCUCUCGCCCAAUGCAUUGAAACCGAUCGGGAAAGGUCAGUCAGUCAAACAAGAACCUGGUGAUAUCAAGAAGGAAGAAUCCCACGACAAAGCAGACUUCAGCCCGUCACCCUGGUACCUCGUUUAUCAUCAAGGAAAGCCACACAUCAUCAAGGAGACGGACAUCUACACUGCCAAGCUAGACGGAUGUCCACAAGAUCUCGUCGACAUUGAAGGAAUGCCUGUCAUGGUCGACCGAGCCCGACUAGUGCCAGCAGACGUAGCGUUGCUUGCGAUGCAACGAUGGGCCGCCGGAGAAGAGCACGUCGGCGGCGGCCGCAGGAUCAAACGUGAGAGGCAUGAUCCGGACUUGGACGGUAAGCCGGUCGUGGUAGACGACUCUGAUGACUGA
Messenger RNA from Cyphellophora attinorum, 1092 nucleotides. RefSeq lists its product as uncharacterized. The transcript is spliced from 3 exons. The record is from RefSeq and is a predicted model, not a curated record. Bases 1 to 1092 code for a protein of 363 amino acids. NCBI's taxonomy places the organism in Eukaryota, Fungi, Ascomycota, Eurotiomycetes, Chaetothyriales, Cyphellophoraceae.